AAAGCGGUGUGGAGGAGGAAGAUGGGGUGUGAGAUUUAUCGGACUAGAGCUCAGCAUAAAAGCCAUAUGCGGAAGCAACAAGGAGAUUGAGGGAAAAUUAAGGGAUCUGGGAGGAAAGAGCAGGACAGGCCUGGGUCAAUGGGAAAACGUGACCGAGAGUUAAUAAACAGGGAUAGGAGAAGAUUAGUGCUACUCCGAUAGAAACUAAAUCAGAGAGAAUCAAGAUCGUGGGUGGGCAAUUCCAGUCCCGGAGGGCCGGUGUGUUUGCAGGUUUUUGUUUCCACCAGUUACUCUGGCUAAAUGAGCUAGUUGGCCGUAUACACACCAACACUAGUUCACUGAGAUUAGAUCACAGUAAAACCAUAUCAUACAAGGACACAAGAACAGUUUGACUGGCAUUAAUGCAUUCAUCAAGAAAUGUAGCUAAAAUAUCAGACGGCAUAAAUGUUAGAGCCGAUUAAGUAAUUAAGGCCAGUGGUUGGCAUGAAAACUAGAAACAGACACGGCUGUCGUUGCCCACCUCUGAUCAAGAUGGUGGUUCUUGCAGCAAGAGGGAUUUGGGGUAUUUCUGAUGUGAAGGGGGAUGAGAUGCAGGAAUUUUUUGUGUUUUUUAUUUUAUGUAUACGUGAAUGUGCUGUAUAUUUAUAAUGAUUAGAGAUCGCACGGUAGAUUCAGUAGGUGGCGGUAACGCACAAAUCGUCUGCGAACCGCAGUUAACACAUCACUAAAGAAGAAGAAUGCUGAAGCAGUCUCACUGAGUGCAGAGGUUACAUCUUGCAGUCAAUCGAACAGGCGAAGUUUCAGCCAAUUUCUUAUGAAAUGGUUCUGACAACAUUAUCGCUCGUUGGCGCCUGGCAGUGCACUGGAUUCAAGUGACACGGAAAACGGGGACAUCUGUAUGAAGCAACGCGCAAUGGCUCAAGCAAAGACCUGGAUUCUUCGGCAUCACUUUGACGGCUUCCCCAAGGACAGCGACUUUGAGCUCAAAGUGGAACAGAUCCCUGAGCCCAAAGAUGGGGAGAUUCUUCUGGAGGCCGUAUUUCUCAGCGUUGAUCCUUACAUGAGGCCGUACAGCAGAGCGCGCAUGAAAGAAGGUGACGUGAUGAUCGGGACUCAAGUUGCCAAGGUGAUCCAGAGCAAAAACCCCGGAUUCCCGGUCGGGUCCCAUGUGGUUUCCCGACACGGCUGGAGGACUCUCACCCUCUCGGAUGGCGCAGAGAUACGGAAGCUCUCGGGCUGGCCUCAGGACUGCCCCAUGUCCCUGGCCCUGGGAGCCAUCGGCAUGCCUGGGUUGACCGCCCUGUAUGGCCUGGAGGAGGUGUGUCAGCUUCGAGCCGGAGAAACGCUCCUGGUGAACGCUGCGGCGGGAGCGGUUGGGACUGUCGUCGGGCAGAUUGCCAAAAUCAAGGGCUGCAGAGUGGUGGGCUGUGCUGGAACUGACGCCAAGGUGUCGUACCUGAAAGACCUCGGGUUUGAUCACGUUUUCAACUACAAGACCAUAACCUCACUGGAGGAGGCCCUGAAGGCUGCCGCCCCGGACGGAUACGAUUGCUACUUCGACAAUGUCGGGGGAUCAUUCUCCAGUGUGGCCAUUCCUCAGAUGAAGCUGUUUGGUCGGAUUGCUGUGUGUGGGGGCAUUUCUCUGUACAAUGACACCACUCCCCAAACUGGUCCGUUUUUGCAGCUUCAGAUGGUAUUCAAGCAGCUGAAAAUGGAAGGAUUUCUUGUCGGUCGAUGGGAGCACAAGAAUGAGGAAUCUCUCCCACGGCUAAUCUCAUGGAUGAAAGAGGGGAAGCUGAAGUGCAAGGAGCACGUCACCACUGGCUUUGAGAACAUGCCAGCAGCCUUCAUGGGGAUGCUGAAGGGGGACAACAUCGGGAAGGCCGUCGUCAAAGUUUGACGAUUCGUUCAGCACUUGUCCUCCGCUGUCCUCCAUUGGUACAUGGGAAAGAAACAAAGUUUCAAAAGUUCAAAAUGGUGCACUGUGUGUGAGCUUGUGAACAAUCAAACCUGAAUUAAUGUUUUGCAGGUUCACCAGUCCAGAAAAUAAACGAAACUUGAGUUAA
Messenger RNA from Conger conger (European conger), 2066 nucleotides. RefSeq names its product prostaglandin reductase 1-like. Gene Ontology annotation, biological process: prostaglandin metabolic process. NCBI's taxonomy places the organism in Eukaryota, Metazoa, Chordata, Actinopteri, Anguilliformes, Congridae. Bases 899 to 1900 code for a protein of 333 amino acids. Gene Ontology annotation, molecular function: 2-alkenal reductase [NAD(P)H] activity; 15-oxoprostaglandin 13-reductase [NAD(P)+] activity. The record is from RefSeq and is a predicted model, not a curated record. The transcript has 11 exons. Gene Ontology annotation, cellular component: cytoplasm.